Messenger RNA from Kalmanozyma brasiliensis GHG001, 681 nucleotides. RefSeq lists its product as uncharacterized. The coding region runs from base 1 to 681 and encodes 226 amino acids. The record is from RefSeq and is a predicted model, not a curated record. NCBI's taxonomy places the organism in Eukaryota, Fungi, Basidiomycota, Ustilaginomycetes, Ustilaginales. The transcript is spliced from 2 exons.
AUGGAUUCGAUGCCAUUUCAGCGUCGCUUCCAGGAGUUCUGGCUCGCUGAUCUCGGACCCGAGACUCGCCAGAAGCGCACCAUCGUUCUAGCCUUCGAAGAGUCGCACGAUCUCUAUGUGAACUGCCUCAAGUUGCUGGCUCAGACCAGCUGUGUCGACUUUCCAGACGGCAUGACGGAGACCGAUGUCGCUCAACUCGAAGAUCUCGUCAACCUGCUUGCUUCCAUCUUCGAUGAUAGCGGCUCGCUGACGCCUUGCACCAAUCUUGGGCCCUACGUCGGCGAGGCUUGUGCAGCCCGUCUGAGGUACGACGUGGCAGAACGUGUUCGCGAAGAGCUCAAGGGCCAGAACUUUUGCCUCAUCAUCGUUCGGACGAUUGCUCCCGCGGGUCUGACGGCGCAAGCGUCUAUCAUGUUCGAACUCGACCCGAACGAGCCGGCCGAUCGCCGUGUCAGCGAGCUGCUGCUGAUCCGGCUCGACCAGGCGACCGACGACAAGCUCGAGAUCAUCAAGGAGAGCCCCGAGCGGUACUGGUACUUCCUCAGACGCCUUCGACUGAUCGCCGAGCUCAGCCUGGUCCACACGCCCGAAGCCGUGACUACGCACGACAUCGAUCGCAUGGUGGGGCUGAUCAACGAGAUCUACUUGCACGGUCUCUACAGCAACUGCACCGGUUGGUGA